Molecule: messenger RNA, 2529 nt
Organism: Limanda limanda (common dab)
Lineage: Eukaryota; Metazoa; Chordata; Actinopteri; Pleuronectiformes; Pleuronectidae
Product: protein EFR3 homolog B-like
Exons: 21
Coding region: 16-2466 (816 amino acids)
Biological process (GO): protein localization to plasma membrane
Cellular component (GO): plasma membrane
Source: RefSeq, a predicted model, not a curated record
CCGAGGGCUGUCGCCAUGCCGACCGUAUCCCAGGCUCAUCGGAGGAUGCUGCUGGACUGCUGCUCCGUCCUGGACCAUCAGACACCUGAAGGUCUGUGCGGCUGCUGCUGGGCGCUACGCCCUCGCUACAAGAGACUGGUGGACAACAUCUUCCCAGAAGACCCCGAGGAUGGGCUGGUGAAAGCGAACAUGGAGAAGUUGACGUUCUUCGCUCUGUCGGCGCCGGAGAAACUGGAUCGAAUCGCUGCGUACCUGUCCGAGCGUCUGACCAGGGACCUGAACCGCCACCGCUACGGGUACGUGUGCAUCGCUCUGGAGGCGCUGGAGCAGCUGCUGUUAGCGUGUCACUGUCAGAGCAUCAACCUGCUGGUGGAGAGUUUCCUCCGGACUCUGCGUCUGCUGCUGGAGGCCGACAAGCCGCACCUGCACAUCCUGGCCACCAGCUCGUUCGUGAAGUUUGCGAACAUCGAGGAGGACACGCCCUCUUACCAUCGCAGCUACGACUUCUUCGUGUCCCGCUUCAGUCAGAUGUGUCACUCGCAGCACGAGGACGCCGCCACCCGGAGCGAGAUCCGCGUGUCGGGGAUCCGGGGGCUCCAGGGCGUGGUCAGGAAGACGGUGGACGACGAGCUGCAGGUGAACAUCUGGGAGCCUCGUCACAUGGAGCAGAUUGUCCCCGCCCUGCUGGUCAACCUGCAGCAGCACACACACCCCGACAGUGAGUCUCCAGCAGAGCAGACUGAAGUGUGUUUCAGGGAGCUGUUCAGUCGAGCUGCUUAUGGACACAUCAACAACGCAAUCAGACCUGUGCUCAUGCACCUGGACAGUCACAGUCUGUGGGAAGGACGAAGUUUUGCUGUUCGCUGUUUUCAGAUCAUCAUGUACUCCAUCCAGUCGCAGCACUCCCACCUGGUGAUCCAGCAGCUGCUGGGUCACCUGGACGCCAACAGCCGGAGUCCCGCCUCCGUCCGAGCCGGGAUCGUGGAGGUUCUGUCUGAGGCCGCCGUCAUCGAGGCCACGGGUUCUGUCGGUCCCGCGGUGCUGGAGGUCUUCAACACGCUGCUGCGGCAGCUCCGGCAGAGCGUGGACUAUCAGCUGACCGGUUACUAUGACAACACCGGCAAACACAAAACCACGUCCACGGAGGAGAAGACGCUGCAGGACGCCGUCAUCAAGACCAUCGGAUCCUUCGCCAACACACUUCCUGUCUACCAGAGGUCAGAGGUCAUGCUGUUCAUCAUGGGGAAGAUCCCUGUCCCUGGAAUCUACCCCGCCCUGGGGUCGCCCAACGCCGGGUUCGAAGGAAGCAGAAUGAUCCAAGUGAUGCUGCUGAAGUCGCUGCUGCAGGUGUCGGAGCGUUAUGAGAGCAGUAACCUGUUGAUGGCGCUGCCCUCCUCCUUCCUGGAGCCGCUGCUGUCCUUCCCUCUGAUGGAGGACCCGGACAUCCGUCUGCUGGUUCUCUCCAUCCUCACCUCGCUCAUAGACCGGCGCCACAACGCCGCCAGGCUCCACGCAGCCAGUGCGGUGCUGGACGUCUCGCUGCUGGAGCUGAAGGACUCGAGCUCUGGACAGGACGUCCUGUUCAUGAGGAAGCACGCUCAACGUCUCUACAGACACGUGUACUUGGCGUGUAAGGAGGAGAGCAGUGGGCGGGGCCACUACCAGGCUCUCUUCACCCUAUUGGCCGUCCUGAGUGUGGAACUGGCCAAUGAGGAGGUGGUGGUGGAUCUGAUCCGAUUGGUCCUCGCUCUGCAGGAGCUGGCGUUGUCCAAUCAGGAGUCCCUCUCUGUGUUCAACCGCUGUGGCGUUCAUGGCGUCUGCGCCGCCUUCCUCAGUCUGCUGUCACAGCUGGGCCCGCCCCUUCACCUGCACGUCACACAGGUGAUAGACAGUCGCCAUAGAGACGCUCCUCACCUGCUGCCUCAGCACGUCCUCGGUGACACACCCAGUCUACCAGAAGGUGACCUGAAGGUGGACGACACUCUUCUCUUCGUCCAAUCAAAGAUGUGUGAGGCUCUGACAGGAAGCAGCUACAGUUCACACGCUGAACGCAUCAACACACCGUACACACCUCAGCUGACAGAGGAGGAUCGACUCUCGAGGAGGAAAAGUGUCGGAGAUGUCGUCUCUCUCCAGAUGGACAUGGACGCUCAGUACUGUCCUGAUACACAGCAGAAACCUCAGAUGGAGCAGAUUACUUUUGAAACUCUUAAAAACGCCAUCGAGGACAGAGGGGGCGUGGAGGAGGAGGAGAGGAGGAAGAGGAGGGAGGUGGUGGAGAGGUUUCAGACGGCGCCGUUUGAGGAGAUCGCCGCCCACUGUGGAGCGAAGACGUCUUCUCUCCAGUCCAAGCUGGACCAGGUCUUUGAGAUGAUCAUCCGUCCUCCUCCGUCUCCGUCCGGCCACUCGCCGCCUCGCUCCACGCCGCUCUACGAGAUGAAGUUCCCCGACCUCUGCGUCUAUUAGACGCAAAGCUCUGGGUCCCUUCUUCAAAUAUGUGAAAUGAUUUAUAGUUGUAUUAAUUCAGUG